This is a messenger RNA of Micropterus dolomieu (smallmouth bass), 2797 nucleotides long. Its product is annotated as plakophilin-1-like. Gene Ontology annotation, molecular function: cadherin binding. Bases 61 to 2229 code for a protein of 722 amino acids. NCBI's taxonomy places the organism in Eukaryota, Metazoa, Chordata, Actinopteri, Centrarchiformes, Centrarchidae. Gene Ontology annotation, biological process: cell-cell junction assembly; cell-cell adhesion; intermediate filament bundle assembly. The record is from RefSeq and is a predicted model, not a curated record. Gene Ontology annotation, cellular component: cytoplasm; plasma membrane; adherens junction. The transcript has 13 exons.
CCGCUCACAGUACAAGCCUCCUUUGGGCAUUGUUGUUGGGUCACCAGGACAUUUAAAAAAAUGACGAGUCUGGAUCCGCUGAAAUCAGUCAUUUCCUUUGAAAACGUGGACGACACGUCGCUGGCUGUGCCUUCCGUUAAUCAGUACCGAUCAGGCCAACAGCGCGUCCUGGAACAAGUGCAAACUAUCAGGAGGACCAAGUCGAGGCGGCCCAGCAGCAGGAGUGGAUCUACUUCUUUAUCUCCAACAAGUCCUGUAAAUGACAGUGUGUUCGGCGAUGCUUUGAGGUCACAGUCCAAUGCAUCUAAUGGUAGUGCCUUCUCAGGGAAUGGCUUGUCUAACGCUCUCAUCCUUGAGAAACCGAUCAACUGGCAGUUAGUCAACAAUAUUAAGGGAUCCAGUGUGAAGAGGAACACAGCAGCUUCUACCUAUCAGUAUGAGAGGAGUUACGCCCCUGUCGGCUCCAUGGCGGUUGGUCAAACCAACACCAGCCGCAGUGAGCCUGAUAUGGCCUGGCUGCGCUCCAUGCCAAAACGCUCUGUUCCUCCACAGAGACUCCUUUCCAACAGGGGCACCUGCAGGGCUGAAAGAGCCAACUGUCAGUUUUUCACGAGCACCGCAUCCCAGCCUCUGUACACUAUGAAUGGCACAGGUCAGACCAAAACAAACACCCAGCUCAUAUGCAGCCAAGUUGACAGUGCACCUCCAAAGCCUCCUGUUACCAAGUGUGAUCCGAAGAGCAAAGUAGAUUGGGCAAAUGACAACAGUGGAGUUGCUGAUAUCACGAUGAAGGAGGCUGUGGAGUAUCUUUCCAACAACGACGAGACAUAUCAGCACUGUGGCGCUUCCUACAUACAGCACAACACUUUCAUUGACGACAAGGCUAAAGAGGAGGUGCUGAAGUUCAAUGGGAUCCCUCCCUUGGUGGGUCUGCUGCACAGCCCCAGUUCAGCAGUCAACCAGACAGCCUUGGCUGCCCUCCGCAACCUGUCCUUUAAAAGCAACAAUAACAAGGAAGUGAUACAUCGCUGCGGUGGCAUCACAGAGGCUGUCUCUCUGCUCAAAGAUACAGACUCUUUAGAGAUACAGAAACAGCUGACAGGUCUCCUGUGGAAUUUGUCCUCUGCAGAGAGCCUGAAGCCAGACCUACUGAAGAGUGCUCUGCCUGUCUUAGUGGAGCGUGUGAUCCUGCCUUACACAACAGGUCCCAGCUUGACCAACAGUGAUAGCCAAGACCCCGAGGUCUUCUUUCAUGCCACCGGAUGUCUAAGAAACCUAAGCAGCGCGAAGCAGAACAACAGACAGGCGAUGAGAAGAUGUCGAGGUUUGGUCGACUCUUUGGUCAAUUACAUUAAAGACUGUGUGGAAGCAGGAAAACCAGAUGAUAAGUCUGUAGAAAACUGUGUGUGCAUCCUGCACAACAUGACGUUCCAGCUGGAGGCCGAGGCUCCGGCUCUGUUCAGCAGGAUCACAGCUUUGGCCAAGACUGUCAACAGGAGCCACAGCCAGAGCGACACCGCCCCCAUCGGCUGCUUCAGUCCACAGAGCAAAUCACCCGAAAAGGAGCUCCACUUUGACUUUCCAGUCGUUGAGGAUCCACAACCUACUGGGGCAGGCUGGCUGAUUCACUCCCAAACUCUGCAGAGUUACCUGUCUUUGCUUGGCUCUAGCCAGCAAGAAGAAACACAGGAAGCUUGUUGUGGAGUGCUGCAGAAUCUCACCGCACAUGAAGGCAUUGUGUCUAAUGUAAUGAGCCAGAUCAUUGUGCAGAAAGUGAAUGGCCUGCAAGUUAUCAGUCCCCUUUUAAAGUCAAACAAAGUGAACCUGCAGAGGAGCACAGUGGCUUUGGUGGGAAACCUGACCAAGAACCCAAACCUGCAAAAUGCCAUAGCUCGUAAAGCCCUCCCGGAGCUGCUUGGCAUCCUCAGCACAGGUACCAAGGGAGGGUGUGAGUCUGAUGACACCCUAGCCAUGGCCUGCCAAACAUCCAACUGCCUGCUUAUGAAAGACCCUGAGAUGGGCAAGCGCCUGUUAAACAACAACCUGAUAAACUCACUGAAUGAUCUCAGCCAAAACGGAUAUUUCCCCAAAUCCCAAAAAGCUGCAGCCCUGCUUCUCUACAACCUCUGGUCAGAAAAAGAUUUUCAGAGCUUCCUGAAAAAGCAAGGGAUGACUAAGUCCUCAUUUGUGAAUGACGUCACCGUGGCAUCAAUUAACAAGAAAGCCUAAACUGAUCUCUGAAAGUCAUUUACCGAAGUAACUCACCUGCAAGUCCUCCAUGGGACAAAAAUGCUCUCAGGCUGAGCAGCAUCCCUUUCAUUUCACAAAGAGAUUCUUUUUAUUCAUGAUCCUUAUAAUGUUUCAACAAAAAGUUACAUGCACUAGACCUGUAUAUGGAAGUAUAAGAUUACUUUUGCUUUGUAGGUGUAAGGAAAAAGAGGUGAAGGUUAAGAUGUAACAUGUUAGCAGCCAGAUUGUCAUUGUCGCACGUUUUUGAUUUGCUACUUUCAACUGCUGUCAAAUGUCUUUUUAAUGUCAAUUUGAUCUAUGCCUGCAAUGCGGUACCCUGAGCUUGCUUUAUUAGAUUUUAUUUUGCACUGAAAUUGCUGUAGAAAAAAUUUAAUUGAAAAACAUUUGAUUUUCUAUUUUUAGUGUUUAAGUUUGCUAUAAAACCAGGGACAGUGUCUUAAGCAGUGAUGUGUUUACAUUUUGUAAAGAUUUUAUAUGUGAAUGUGAAAUUAUCUCUUUGUAAAUGCCCCUAACAGUGUCAAUAAAGCUGACCUCCUCUGGCUAUAAA